Suillus fuscotomentosus is the source of this 1196-nucleotide messenger RNA. RefSeq lists its product as uncharacterized. The transcript is spliced from 3 exons. Lineage: Eukaryota; Fungi; Basidiomycota; Agaricomycetes; Boletales; Suillaceae. The record is from RefSeq and is a predicted model, not a curated record. The coding region runs from base 295 to 1038 and encodes 247 amino acids.
GGUUAAAGCGGCUUGACCAUCCAGGGCGCCAUGCAACUCUUAUCAAUCUGAGCUCAAUGCUCUGCUCUCGUUUCACGCAAACUCAGAAGAAUGAAGAUGUCGAGGAGGCCAUCACUCUCUGCAAACAAUCAUUAAAGGCUUUGGAUUUACCAUAGCCAGACAGAUACUACUCAUAUUUCAGACUACAGGAAGCCUCGUUACCAGAUUCUACAUGACCCUGCUGAUUCGUCGCUCGCUAUAGAGAACUUCAGACUUGUAUCAAGACAUCCUACUCGAGGAUUUCCGGAACGCAUCAUGGAGGUUAUUGAGUGGGCUCGCCAAGCAGAAGUUUGUGAACAUGAAUCUGCCCUAGAAGCCCACGUGAUGACACAAUCAUCGUUCACCUCGCAGUGUGAGGCUGCAACCGCCUUUUGUGAUGCACGGUCACUUCCUGUAGAUGCAGCCUCAUGUGCCAUACGGGCCCGGUCAUCAUCCUCAUUGCGUGUCAAUGCUUGUGCAGCGCCAUCAUUGUCCCAAUGUCAGGAGACCCUCCAUCAUGUUCCUUUACCGUCCAUCGCUCUCGCAGAACUGAAGAUUCUCAAGGAUAGCUUCAUCAGGGCAAUACGACAUUCGUCUCGGAUGAACCCAGGGGAGUCGAGGACGGAUCUCAUAGUGCUCUUGCGGAAAUUAUGGGGACUAGAUCAUGCUACCCAUCGUCGACGUACUGGAGCACGUUCUCAAACUAAAGCGCCGCUCUCGAAUCUGGCUGUGGAUCGUUCUGGGAAGGAGCCAUGCCUGGAGGAUCUCUACAUUUGCUCUUACACGCCGACACUUUCGGCUCUGAUCAGAUCUAGACAGUUGAUGAAGAAGCGCAUGCCUCCGUCCUUUGUGGCGAUCGGACAGGGUCAAACGGGUCACGGUGCAGGGAAAGGCAAGGCACUUUUAGCUGUCGACAGCGAGCUUGAGCUUGUCCAUAAGCUCGUCCCUGCGACGGCCAACCGCACCACUAUUUCUGGCGGCGCAGCCACACAAGCAGGUGCACUCUCAGUUUUGCAGUAGAACACAUGGGUGCACCUUACUUGUCAUGGGAAGCAGGAUCCUACGCAGCCUUACGAUUCGCAUUUCGUCAUGAAAGAUGAAUCUGACACUGCUCGAUGUCAUAGAAAGACAUAUUCCGCAAGCCGAAUUCGCAUUCUUAUCAGCUUGUCAUACUGCUG